CUGUGCAGGUGCUGUGUGCAGCAAAGCAUUGUAUAAAGGCAGGCUGAGCACAGUCACAGCCACUGAUCCUGAUCCUGACAGCCUGUCACUGGGACUAUGACUGGCCAUCACUGCUGGGGAUAUGGAGAGGAUGACGGUAGGAAUAAACCAUUCUAAUCCCUUUAUUUCUGUAGCUGAACCUCUCUCUGCCUAGCACAUUCCUCCCUGCAUUAGCCAGGCAUCACAGCAGUGCAUUCCUCCACUCUCCAUCCUUCUAACUUGUUACAUUGUACAUUCCAUGCCAGGGGUUAACAGGAGGGGUAGGUGGUCCUGCAUGGUAUGAGAGGGAGCUCACCCACCUGGCAUGGAAGGAUGGAGCGAUAGCACAGACUGGGCAAGGGAUUGGCAAAUAGCAGCAGCCUGGGAUUGGAAGAGGGACUACUAGUGAUGGCUAAGCUUGGCAUCCCCGGUGUAUGGACUACAAUUCCCAAGAUCCCCAGCCAGCAGGAAAGAUGCUCAUUGAUAUCAGGGAUGCCAGGGGGCUGCAUUCAGUAAGUGGGGGUGGGGGGGGGGGAAAUGCGGUAUUUGAUGGAAUUAUGAGUUUUUACUGAAAAUCUAAACUGCUAUUACUGUGUUAAUAUUUCUAUAUAUAAAUAUUUUAUCACGGUGCUAUAAUGGGCAAGGGGUAUGUGUAAGGUUGGUGUUAUAGAGAGAGAAUCAUAGUCUGUGAUCUAAUCUGCCUUUUCCUGAAAACUCGCCCAAUAUAGACAGGCACUUUGGUGGAGUGUGUAUCACAUAGUAUGUUAUACUGUAUAGAGACAUCUAUUCCAUUCCAUUACUAUAGCAGACUUGUUACAUUAUUACCAGCUGGGAUAUACCACUUCAUGUGGGGUUUUCUUUCUAUAACUGGGGCCAUGUUGGCAUUAGCCUGGGACUUUGUAACACCUCCAGCAGCAAGGGGGUUAAUCUCUGUCUAUAAAAGCGAAACGUUGAACAUACAAACUCCAGGCACCAUAACCACUACAAUUCACUGAAGGAGUCGUGGAGGUUGGGAUAACCCUGUAAUUGUAAUUUGGUACUUCCAAAUCCGUACAAAUAUUUGAGUUGAAAAUGGGGAAGUGACACUAUCUACCAGUCAGGUCAAUGGCAGAAGGGUGGGGUUUAAUGUGGUUUUAAUGUGUUUUUUGUUCCUUUACUUUGAGAAUUCGGUUUCAUAUAGGGUUAAGCCCUUGAUACUUCUUGUAGUCUCAGACUGACCAUAGACACCUAAUUCGAAUCCGAGGUGACUGUUUGUGUCCUACUUUCUUCUCAAAUUAUUUUAAUUGAACACUUUUAUUUUAUAAAGAACCAAACAGUAUUUUGAUACAAAAUUCUAAACAAUUAAAAUAUGUUGUAAAAUAAGGAGGGAGGGGGACAAAAACAUUGAGGGAAAGGCAAAAUUCCAUUUAUAUGUGUCGAAGAAUAAAUGUUAAUUCUGUGCAAAAUUGGUGUCUGACGCACAGCAUGCUGGUACCAGACUGCCAACGGUGGCGCCCCCGCCCCUCCACCGCACACACCUGGUCAACAACAAGAAUAAAAUCUGUGGAAAGACGAGUAAAAGUUUAAGCAUCAACAGCAUUUGGUGCUUACUAUAUACAGGUAUAUUUACUGUUGCUAAAUACCUACAGUUGAUACAUGAUGCAAGGUCAGCCUUUGAGAUAAAGAGAGGAUACGCCAAACUGAAAUUGGUAUGUGUUUAGGUAAUGGCAAGAUUCUAUAUGUUGGGGGCAUGGAGGGGGGGGUUUAUUUUACCAGUCAGUUUUAGCAAAAAAAGCAUUCAAAAUAGAGCGAUCUACUUAAAGGACCACUAUAUUUCCUGGCACUAUAGGGUCCUUGGGUCCCCCCCACCCUCAGGGCCCCCUCCCGCCGGGCUCUAGGGUGAGGAAGGGGUUAAAUCUUACCUGUUUUCCCCCGCCGGGCUCCCUCGGCGCUGGGGACUCUCCUCCCUCUUCUGAUGUCAUCGGCUGAAUGCGUAUUCAGCCGGUCCAUAGGAAAGCAUUCUCAAUGCUUUCCUAUGGACGCUGGCGUCUUCUGACUGUGAAAAUCACAGUGAGGAGCGCGGAAGCGCCUCUAGCGGCUGUCAAUGAGACAGCCAUUAGAGGCUGGAUUAACCCAUAUUUUCUCUGAAACUGCUAUGUUUACAGCAGGCAGGGUUAACCCUAGAUGGACCUGGCACCCAGACCACUUCAUUAAGGUGAAGUGGUCUGGGUGACUACAGUGGUCCUUUAAUUAAUGACUCUAUGUCCUCCAGGGCUUUGUCUCUGCUACAGUUUUGUGUUAUUUUUUUUUUUUUUUUAUUCUUUAAGUAAUCCGGUGGGAUUGCAGAUACUGUAGCUGAGGCAGUCUUCUUCAUCCCUCUAACUGUAGCAUGAAUUUAAUCUGUGAAUUUUGGCAGGUUCGAGCCUGGGGUUUAAGGAUGGCACAUUUUAAAUCAACUGGUAACAUUAUGCUUUGCAGAGUGCGAUCUGAGGGCAGAAUUCUUUAAUGUAACUCUUGUUUCUUCAGCGCCUCAUUAAAGAAAGCUCACUGUAUCAAAUUAUGCAAAGUUAUUCCCAAAAACUACAAUUUUGCUCACAGCCAACAUGACAUUAUUUUAGUAAAAAUAUCUACAAAAUUGGAAACUCACGACUAAACUGUAAUUACUGUCGACUAUGUUACACCUUCUGAUUAUUGGAGGCGUUUUAUAGAAAACGUGCAAAAUAUUGUCAGCUUUGUCUCUGACUCAUUCCUGGUCUUAACCUUUUGAUUGCCACAGUGGAUUGAGACAAUUCGAAUAACCAUAUGGUGCUCCUAAAAUAUGAAUCCCUUGAAAUCUGUUGAACAUUUUGCCAACUUUGCUCAGUUUUUCAGUUGUUAUUUUAGUCUGAACUGUACAAUCCCCCUACCAAUUCUCCACAAUAAAGAUUUAAAGAUUGGGAAACCAAGGCCAGGAAAUAUCAUUUUUAGAGCAGAUCAGGUUAAUUUAUUUCUGUUCUGUGUAUUAAGACAGAUUUAAAUUUUCCAUUUUAAUUCCUUGGGAACAAAUUGCUGCAGGGGGGCUGUAAUGCCUAUUAACAACAAUAGGGGAUAAAUUAGUUCAAUCUGGCUUCAUGCUGGGAUCACUGAGUCUGGUGUUUAAUAGUCAGUAGAAGUGUCAGAGUGGCAUUUGGAUCAAAAAAAAUGUAGGGUUUCAGCGAGGGAACACGCUUCUGGAUUUAAGUGUAAAUGUUUGUUUCUGGGUAACAUCACUGCUUUACAAACAGGAAAGCCUAGAGUAAAUGGAUUUGCACACAGGCUGCAAAGGGUCUUGAGACCAAAGAAAAAAAUGAUUGACCCAUCCCCCAAGUCCAUGCCUGCUCCCCAAACUCACCCAUUAAUGACCAUCAGUUGUGCCGUUCUUAGACUAAAUUGUUUUCUUUUGCCAUCCUGUGCCCAAAACAUGCCACCAUGUCAAAUCCUUCUGCCUUAUCUCCUUUCCAACCCAGUGCCAACUUUAAGCACCAACCCAGGUAAUUGUCACCAACCCUCAACAAUUACCAGGCAGUGCCCCCAGGUCUCUCUCCUCCUCACACAGUGGCACAAUCUCACGUUCUCCUCCCCAAUCCAGUGCCACUAAUUCGCCUUCUUUGCACCACCUAAUUUUCCUCCGAACACCCGUGCCCCUAUUUCACUGCCCUUGCCCUGAUAUUCUAAUACUGGCAGUAUCCCCCCCACACCCAUUGAAAUACAAUGUUUAACCCCUUAAGGACCAAACUUUUGGAAUAAAAUGGAAUCAUGACAUGUCACACAUGUCUUGUGUCCUUAAGGGGUUAAGCUACUAUGUAACUUGCAACUCCACCUCAAUAUGAACUCCAGUGUGACAGUGUAAGGACACUCCCAGCCCACAGAAAGUAAAUUACCAGAAAGGUAUACGUAUGUACCCCCACCUGAUCAGAUCUAUCUCUAAAGCAGCCUACAUAUUGGGCUGCAGUCCCUAAACCCAGACGUAACAUUUUUUUUAUAUUUUGUCCCACAAUUAUCCCUACAAUGUCUAUUGGUGUACUACUACAAGGGGUCUAUAAAUGUUAACGAUGAUGUAUGCAUAAUGGACAGAAGAACCAUUGUUAAGUAUAAAUGUCUGAAUUUACAAAGGCAGUCGGUAAUGUACAGCUACCUAUACAAAUGUAAGCCCAUUUAAACAUUGCGAUGCAUUGCGGGACGUUUAGUUCAGUAUCAGCCACAAAUGUCCUGCCCUUAGCAUAGAAACUUAAAUCAGUUGGUGACCAAGCAAGCCGCAGGAUGAAAAGACAAUUUCUUCAGGAAAGUAGGAAUCGUGGAGAAUUGACAAGGAUAUUGCAAAUUUAAGGCCAAAAUAGAAAAAACUGCUAGAAUUUUGGAAUUUGCUUCUUAGUUCUUCUCGACAAUUACCAGGUAAGUGAGUUACCGCAUAUAUAUUUAGGAGUGCCCAUAACAUGUAAUACAAUUAUAAUUUUUUUUAAUGCAUACUUUAUGUCUAUAAUGAGUGAGCUGUAUGCCACAAGCUUUAUCAGAAUAUCUGUACCAGCACAGCCAUGAAAAAUGCAUUGAUUUAAAAAAAAAAGUGUUACUGAAUGAAUUGCUGAAUACAUAUUAUAAAUGGUAUCGUCCCAUUGGUACGUACGUUUAUGGUUAUACACAAGGUUGGGUUUCUAGGAGCUUGUAUUAUGUGGUUAAAUUAAGUCUUUUUUUCCUUUGUUUUUUAAUCUCUAGGGCCCUCCGAAUGGCACCGUUAUUUCCCCAUCGCACAGGGAAACCGCCAGUCUCCCAUCAAUAUAAUCGCCAACCAGGCCGUCUUCAAUCCCAGCCUAAACCCCCUGGUUCUCUCAUACGAUCACUGCACCUCAAUCAAUAUCUCCAACAAUGGCCAUUCCGUCAUGGUGGAAUUCGAUGACCUUGAUAAUCAAACAGGUAAAAAGCACAGACUGUUGCCUCACUAUAAACAAUGAUUAUCUACCAGUGACAGGCAACCUUCGGCACUCCAGGUGUUACGGACUCCAUCUCCCAUAAUACAGACAUAAUGCUGGCAAAGCAUCAUGGGAGAUGGAGUCUACAACAGUGGGAGAGACAAAGUUUGCCUCCCCCCAAGAAACAAAUUGAUCGGUCAUUCGAAAACGAUAGCUCUUCUCUCUUUUAGAGAAAAUAAAAUGUACAGCUGUAAUACUGGAUACAGUGAGCUGUGACAAAAUUCACCAAACCCUACAGUAUGUAUUGUUCUCUAAAAAUAUAAAUCAGCAAGUAGCCUACACACCGAAAUCAAGCUGACAGAUUCAUCCUGCUUCACCUUAAAGGGGAACUAUCACUUAAAAAAAAAAAAAAAAUCAAGUCGACGUUCCAGUUCAUCUAUCAACAUGUCUUGAGGAAAGAUCGAUAGACUAACUGAAACGUCGACUUUAUUAUGUGAAACCUUUGUAUCUUUUGGAUUAUAAAUAAAGUAGAUUUAUAAGGAAUCCCUGGAGGUGCUGAUGGUUUUUGCAAAUAUUUGGAAUGUGUGGAUCAAGCACCGGGUAAUUAUAACCAAGCCUUUUGGACGUUUAUUAUAUAUUAAAUAUUAUGUUUUAGCGUUCCCGAAUUCAAUGUAUAUAUAUGUUUGAGCGGUCUAGAAAAUAAAAAUAAAUGUAGAAGGCCAUACUACUGUUUUAAGCUAAAUGUGAGAACAGAGUGCUCUGCCCUUUCCGGUCAUUGGACAUGUUUAUGUCUCUUGUCAAAACAGUGAGAAAAUUGAAAGUAUAUGUGCAGAAAACCGUGAAAAAACACACAAAAUAACACUCUGGUAUAUAUUCUCCUUCAACACACUGAACAAGUAAUGCAAACUGCAAAUCUCAAAAAUAGUGAGAUACAAAGUGUUGAUAUAUUACGACAAUUGUCUGGAAAUGGAAUCAAUACUUGAAUUAAAAAAAAUAAUAGUUUCAGGUAUUAUAAAACAUAAUAAAAAUAAUAAUUUCAGGUACUGAUUCUAUUUCCAGCCCAUUGUCGGAAUAUAUUGAUAUAUGUCUGCAAACUAUUGUGCAAUAGAGAAAGUACUAUUUACAAUACACAAUUAACAUCUUGCAAGUUUUCAAAGAUAUUAUUUGGAAACCUGGUUAUUUGUUGGUGACGUGCGAUGUAUCCUCCUUAUACGCAACAAUUGACCAUAACAAGAGUUGUGAAGCAGUAAUAUUUUUUCUAAAGGAACACUCAAACAUGGAGGUACAACAAAUUGAGGGCAUUAUUGAUGGAAUCACGUUGAUUUUACGUAAUUUCUACUUCUGGUUCAAAAAAAUUGUUUUUUUUUUACUACAAAUCACCGUCAUUGUGAUGGGACCAAGGGGGCCGGUGUAUUUUGCUAAAUGCAGAGAUUAAAUACACGGUGUACAACAAUCUGGGCUGAAUGAGAUAUUGUUCAUUUGAAAUCUCUAAUUAGAUUAAAAUAGUUUCUGCCAGUUGUUAAAUUGCUCCACUGGGUAUUUUGGAAAUGGGUUAUGAAAGAUUACCUUUCUUAAUUGUAAUAAAUCCAGUGUUUGUUCCCUGAUUGGUACACAUUUCCCCAAGCAGUACUAAAUCUCCGCAGAAGAUAAUGAGAUGAUCAGACACGCUGCUACACUCUCUGCCUUGGAGUCCGAUAAAGAAUGCUGAAAGGCUAGCGUCCUCUGCCUUUAACUCAAUAAAGGGGUAUAUUCACUGGAUUGUAGUGAAAUGAAAACCAGAAUGCAAAAUUUGGGAGAAAAUAAGCAAAUUCUGACUACAGCCAAGUUUAAUUUUUUUUCUAAAUGAGCACUAUCUCCCAAAUUACAAUGGUUAUUGAAUGGGUUACAUUAAGCACUCCAAACACCAUAGCCACUAUUUUAACCUGUAGUGAUUAUGGUGCUGGAGUGCCCUGGAGCUCCUCUAUUGUAAAUAGUCAAACUAUUUUAGAUUGGUUUGACUACUUACCUGGAGUCCGCCAGGUGCUGCUGCCUGCCUCUUCUGCCACUUUAGAGAGGGGAGACUCUCAGCUCUGGGCAAAGUCCAGCUGUGGGGGGCACUAGGGCACUCUUGGCACCACAACCACCACAUCACGCUGUCAUUGUUAUGGUGUUUGGAGUGUUUCUUUAAUUUAUAAUUUUUGCAUGCGGUUUUGAAGGUGUGCCAGGGUUUCCUGUAUAAUAUCCCUAUUCCUACAGGUAUUAUAAAAUUCCUUAGUUGAAAUUAGGGGCAACACUUAAUGAGCUAUUUAUUAAAUUAAACUGUCUGUUGGCCAGGUGAAGUAAAGGUCAAGGGAUCAGUAAAUCCAAAGCCAAGGAUGGCUAACUUUGGCAUUGCGGACUACACUUUCCAUCAUCCUUUGCCAGUGUAGUUCACAAACCUCUUUUCAAAUAGCUUUUAUUAAACAAUUUUCAAAACAUAAUUGCAGUGCAAAUUCUAAAAGCUCUCAGAGCAAUGUAGGGAAUAGAGUACAGAAUCAAGCUGGUCACAAGCUCCAAAGGACCAUUCACGUUUAUUCUUUGCCUGCAAGCAAAACAGCUUCGUAUCUUGUUAGUAUCCAGAAGCAGACUCAGAGCUGUGUCCCAGAAUGCAAUGUCAAACUCGGUGACACAAAGUGACAUUCUCUCAUUUCUCUAUACAGUUAUAAGCGGGGGCCCACUCAAUGACUCAUACAGAUUGAAGCAAUUUCACUUCCACUGGGGAACUCACGGCCAGGGAUCGGAGCAUACAGUCGAUGGGAAGUCCUACCCUUGCGAGGUAAAGAAUUGUGUUUGUCAGGUAGAAUUGGUGGUCACAGUAGUAACAACGUCAAAGGACGUGGAAUGUAGUGAGUGUUCUAAAGAAUAUCCACAUGGGUUAAUGUGAACACCUAAAGGAAGUCUCCUAUGGGAAUGCAUAUUGUUAAUAUAAGUAGUAUUUAGAAGGAAUUAAUCAUACAGGAUAAAUAAAAGGUUACCAGUUUGUUGUAGGCAUUUAUUAAACAAUACAAAUGUUUAACCUUAUCUGUAAGAAAUAAACGUGUAUUGUUAAAAGCUUUUUAAUGUGAUCACUGCAUAGACUUCAGUGAAGGCAGUCCCAAAGAGAGCUACAAAUGUGUCAUCUGAAUUAAAGAUUAAAAAAAAAUAAUACCUUUUCUGCCAGUUUCCAAUUAAUUGCACAACGAUUCAUCUUUCUUACUCCGUGUUAAUUGCUAUUCUUAGGAGGGGACAAUUGCCCACACUCAAGCUCUAAUAUGCAGAAGAUCUUAGUCGUUGUUGCAUUUGCAAAGGAGAGAAUUCCAUGCGUCACCUGGCACAGAACCCAAAAAUGUACCCUUAUGGUACACGUCUAGUUUAAUUCUUUAUGCAGCCAGCCCCGCUCCCCAAAUAAACUCCCAAAGAAGACAGUUUGGGAGAGGGGGUGGUAACCCCUCAUCUUGGCAUUAAGCAUGUCUAUAGCAGUCAAAUUAAAUUUGAACAGCGUUAUAGCUCACCGGUCGACAUUAAUUUCUUGAGCAGUCAUCCAGCCCUGCAUAACGACCCGGGCUCCGGAUACACGCCGAAGCUGGGGACACCAUAUCAUAUGCAAACACAAACAUUGAAGCUUCAGGAUACAGCUAAGCGCCGUAAAGCGUAGCAUUUAGUAGAAAAAAGUAAAAUAUCACCCCAGAAAAAGAAACCCUGUUUCUUCUGCUGUUUCUUAAUAAAACAUAGCCCACCAAAUAAAUCACCUGACGCGUUUUGUGUGUAAUCACUCUUAAUCAUAGGCAAUCAUGGGUGGCGCUUACACAUGAAAUGCAUCAGGUGAUUUACUUGGUGAGUUGUGUUUUAUUAAGAAACAUCAGAAGAAACUGGGGCGAUAUAUUACUUUUUUCUAAUAAAUGCGUUUAAUAUACUUACCUCAAUCAUGGAACUUUUUGUGUUUGCAUGUCUAUGGCAGUGCGGGAGCUAAAAAACUAAAAUCUGAUAUAUUGUUAGAACUUGUGGAAUAAAUUGUGAUACAAAGUAUUGAUCAUAUUUAAACUGUCACCUCCAGCUCCACCUCGUACACUGGAACGCCAGGGCGUACCCCACAUUUGAAGAGGCAGCUGCUGCAUCAGAUGGCUUGGCGGUAAUCGGCAUUUUUUUGGAUGUGAGUAUCCUCCUGGUGUGUACAUAAGAAAUCAGAGUACUAAUAAAAUAUGUCAGUGAUAGCAGGGCGACAGUGAAAGGCAGGAGAAAAGGACUACGGCCACCAAGUAAUAAUCUGCAGUGUUUAUCAUGAAAAUUCUGGCAUUAGUUCAAUAUAUAGUUCCAGACAAAAGCAUCAUCUGCUGAGAUAUAUUCUACGAAAACAUCACGCUUAAUUAAAAGGCAAUCCUGUUUUAAUAAGGAUUUUAUCUGAUAAAAAAAAUGUUUUAGUUUUGUAGCAUAAGAAGAAAGCUUCAGAUCACAUUGCUCUGUUGCCUUCGGACACACUGGCCUGGUAGACCCCUCUGUUCACAUCAGACCAAUGCACAUUUCAAAUCCCUCUUCAAGCCAUGCUGUCCAUUUUAGACCAUAUUGUCUGUCUAAGAGCCUUUUGCCCCCACUUAAUACAUCUCUGCUUAAUUCUGAUCAAUACCUCCUUUACCCCACUCCAGAUCUUUCUAACCACACCAGACUUGUCCCUAAACAUGGCAGAUCUACAAGAGCCGAGAAAGUCCAGCGAGUUCAAGAGAACUAUAGACCAUAGUUGUAACUGAAGAAUCCACAGAGAGUCUGUACCUUACUCUACAAAGCUGUGUUCUCAAAGUGAUGAACAGCUUAAAAGACAACUGUCCCCUUAAAACUAUUUUUAAUAUAAUUCUUUCAUCAAGUUUUAAAAAGGAAAUGUAUUCUUUAAUAAAUGAAGUAUAUAUAAAAAAAAUAUAUAUAUUCCCUAAGUUUAGUAUAUAAUAGGAUCCUUCAGCCAUAUACAAGCACCUUGGGUCAGACAGUGUUCGAUUUGUUAGUUGGUCUGAUAAUGUCACUGCAGUGAGUGAAGAAGGAAAGACCAUGUCAUAUCAUGUCUUUGAUGUCAUGUCUUUGAAAAACAAACUGCAAAAUUUAGAGAAAAAUUAAAAAUCUCAAACUCAGCUAUAGUCUUGUGAUGCAAACACGUGACGCAUUUCUUAAAUUACAUACGAUACUAAGACGUGUUUCCCAAACUUUUUUUAUAGACUGGUGGACAACAUCCAGGGCUCAGCAGACUGACCGACGCGUUGUACAUGGUGAAGUUUAAAGUAAGUUUAAAUUCAGUAAAAUAAAAACAAGUUCUUCCAUUUUUUUUUACCCUUAAAUACAUGUCAGCACCGUGAAACCAAGUGUGAAAUAGAAUAGAGGGAUGUGUGUGUGUAUUUUUGUCAGUGUGAAGAUGAGAUUUGUAAUUUCUUAAUGGCGAUAUGUUACAUUUAAGGGGUUACUAAAGCUUAAUUUCUGUACAGUCAAUAUAUUAUACAAGGUUUAGAGAGUCUGCCAUUAUUCUCUGGUACAUUUGUGGCCAAAAUGAACUGCCAAAGACCUACAAAUCCCAGAAUCAUUUAAAACGGACAGAACAUCAAGGAAGUUCUGAAACAUCCGUGGGCUACCCUUGACCAUCUCUGCUACUACAAGAGGUUGCAUUUAAGGCAGGUAACUGGCAGAUUUCUGGUUAAAAGUGAUGAAAUGGCAGUAAUGGAGUGGAAUUGUGUGUGGAAUGACUGGAUAGAUUUCAAUGCCCCAUUCUCUAUCUAGAGGGUAAAAUGCCAACCCAAAAGCCUGGCAAUAAGCUGCGAAACCUAAAGGGCUCCUAGCUAGUCGAGGUGCUCAUCCACUAUGCUAGAGCCAUUUGCACUUGUUGGUGCUUUUCAGGUGUUUGAAGCAGCUUGUGUCAACGCAUUUUACUACUGACCUGACUUGUUCAGCAAACAAACCCUAAAAAAAUAUCAUUAAGCAUUUUUAGACUGCAUUCUGUUUGAACCCUUAAUGUACAAUAUACCCUUACUUAUGUUGCUUACCAUAUCAGUGUCACAAAAUAAUUGCUCCAUUACACGAAUAUGCCAUUAGAUUAAAGCAAACCAAUCCUUUUUUUUGUCCUCAAACUAUUUCAAUGUAUUUACUGUAGGUGGAUGGGUACUUGUUCAUUAUACAAGCACUUUGUUUGGUCAUGGGGUUAUAGUAAAGGAUAUUUAAAUAGCCCAGAUAUAUAUAAAGCACUGGAUAUACAAUCACUGAAUGUCUAGGUUUUCUAUACCCAUGUGUAUUGACAGCACAAUGUAUAGAAGGAGCAGUGAAAUCGGAAAACCAUUCUAUCAAAUUUCACUUCAAACUCUCCUGUUUCAUGUCUUCAAUUUCCUUCUUUGUAUUUGAUUCCUCAAAUAGGUUUCCCAUUGUGCAGAUUUUAUAGUGUUUUGCUUUGUGUUUUGUUUAUUUAAAAAAAUCACAAAAAAACGCCAUUGAUGUCAUUCAAACAGAAAAUACAAUUCUUCUAACAAACCAUUUUCCUCCCGAUAUGUAACAUGAUAUUUUCCAAUUACAUAAUUUUUUAUAAAUUAAAUUUGCAUCCCUUUGGUCUUUAAAAGGGUUAAAAUAUAAUACGGAUUAUGGGCGGAUAUAUUGUUAGAAGCAAAUUAUAGUGAAACGCUCUUUUCCUGGUGUCGGUGUGUUUUAUAAAAUAAUUUUUUGCUUCUAUUAAAAAUUUUUCCAAAAAUAUAUUUUAAACCUUCAAGGUUUUUUUAUUUGAAAAUCCAAAUAAUUAUUUAAAUUCAUGCCAUGUGCUUUCCUUAGAGGUAAAAAAGGAUGCCACAAAGAAUUAGAAUUUAUACGCAACAUAUAAAGGAAUCGACAAACAUACAAAACAAUACACAGAACAUUUAAACAUUUCAUAAAACUCCUAUCAGAAAAAAACCCAAUGAUAUAUUUUGCCAAUUUAUUUUAUUUGAAAGCGUAUAAAAAAAAAACUCUACAAAACUGUCUUAGUAAUGUGGGACAUAAAGAAUAAAACAAGAUUAGAACUAACAAAAAUUGGGUUUCUUUAGCACCGACAGUCUAAGCGCAGUAGUACUAUAGAGUGUAAAAAAAAAAAAAAAAAAAUCAGAGCAUCUCAGCUCUUUCUUCAUAUAAAUGUGUGUUAAUCACCUGUGCAUUAUGUAUGUGUUAUAUAAUUAUAAAUGAAACCGGAUAGAUAUGUGUUAUAGAUUGCAUGUUAGUGAUACAGGCAUUAUACUGUCAAUGUUUUAAAUGUUAUGAAACACCAGAACGUCUUGCAUUGCCGUAUUUCAUUUAGAUUAUGUGUAAGGUUAAUCGUUUGAUCCCUGAAGUUCACGCUUCUUAAAGCUUGUUUGUUUUAAGUGACUUGUUCAAAUAUUCACUCCCGAACAUUAACUGUGUUACAGGGAACUAAGGCGCAGUUUGAUAACUUUAACCCAAAAUGCUUGCUGCCGUCAAGCCUAGAGUACUGGACUUACCCCGGCUCUCUGACCACCCCUCCGCUAAAUGAGAGUGUAAUAUGGAUCGUCUUAAAAGAACCUAUUAAGGUGUCAGAGAAACAGGUAUGUGUGUCUGUGUGGAUACAACUGAUUGUAAGAGUCUAACAUUUGAUCCUAGGAACCACUGGUUUGAAUGAAUUCAGCAGAACGAAAUAAAUGUGACGAUGAUGAUAAAUGUGUUAUAUAUAUAUAUAAGCUGUUCUAUGGGGGAGAUUUUUAAGAAGUGGUCACCAAUGGAAUGUACCUGCUGAUUCCAUUGGUAUCCGCAGUGAUUGAUCUACUUUUAGAACUUUGUGCCACUUUUAUGUUCUCGUCACUUUUAUAAACAAACCCUAAGGUACCAUUUGCCACGGAAAACCCACUGUAGACCCCCAAACCGCUGAGAAGGAUUUUAAAGGUCCCCUGAUUGGAUUUUAAAGGUCCCCUGAUUGGAUCAUACAUUUUGGUAGUUCCACACCUGAUCACAAUGAGAAGAUUCCACAGCCUACCAUGAACGUUGGCUCUGGAAUUGGCUGGUCUAAGUGUCAGCCCUAUGUGGUCAUUCACACCUCCAUGAUUGGUCUGUACCCUGAACUCCAUAGUUCAUAUAACCCUCCCUGCAUUACUCAGCUAAUGUUCUCAAAAUGCAUUCAGCUACUCAAACACACUGCGAGAAGAUUAAAUCAUGCACCCAAUCUCUAUUUGAUUCAUUUAUGCAUUAGUUAUUAAUUAUCACUUGUUUGCCCAUAGAUUGCAAUUGUUCUUUAGGUCAAAGGGUCCAAUGACUCUUACUUUCCAACACACGAAAUGCGAGAGCUACAAAGCGUCAUAGUGUGUACAAAGAAGGCAGGAUGUGUGCGGAGCGCAAUGUGCCGCCUCCUCCUCUUUUAGCCGAGAUAUGGGGUGUGGAUUUGGGAUUGCCUCUGUAAGAAGGUGGAACACCUGUACUAUCAGAAGGUGCAGUCAUGAUUAGGACUCAUUAAUGCUCAUUACAGUAUUCGAUUUCCUGUAUUUUUUAAUGCCUUUACAAAGAGGUUAAAAUAUAGAAAGAAAAAGUUACAAUGUUAUAUGGACUAUAUAAAAAUUUAGCUAAAAUGUCGGAAUUGUAUUUCUUUUUCAGUAAAUAGUCCCCGCAGUAAUUUCUCAGUUGUGUCCCUAGAGGCAUUUCCUACAAAAUUCAGUAACAUUUCUAUAGAACAAGCAAAAUAGAAAUUUAUAUGCAAACUGGAAAAUAUCAAAAAUAGUCUAAAACGAGCCUACAGGAAAUGUUUUGCAGGCAAGAUAUUGAAUUUUAAAAAGUUCUUCUCCUAUAUGUACUUCAAAACCACAUUGUCCAGCAUUUAACAUCCUAAAUCCUUCAUUUUGUAGAUGGACAGGUUCCGGAAGACAUUGCUAUUUUCCGGAGAAGAGGAAGACGAACGAAUUCAAAUGGUCAACAAUUUCCGUCCUCCUCAGCCACUCAAUGGCCGCAAAGUCCAAGCAUCUUUCAAAGGCUAGAUGUAGGACUAGCUCACUCCCGUUCUAAUGCUCUUCCACACCAGCAGCUACCAAAACUUAAUGUCUGUAUAGACCUCCCAGCAACCACAAAAUGCCUUAUUCGUCAUGUUGCAAUAUGAACCUACAAAGUUCCCACACUGUGCAGAGUCUAGACUGCAUGCAACUAGAGUAGUUAAUUUUAUACAUUGUUCUAAAAGUAUCCAGAGUCUAUAUAUACACAUUUUUAUUAUAUAUACAUUUAUAUUUAUAAAUAUAUUAAAUGAACACAAUAGCCAUUAGUCCAAUCACAGUAGCAGAAGCUUUGGGGUUAGACAUACCCAGAUUACUUGGAGUACUGUAACAUUCUUCUUAUGGUUUCUUGUACAAGGUACUAGGCUUUAGGAUGAUCUAUUAAUGCCUGAUAUUAUAUGGACAUUUUAAAUCUCCACAAUGAUGUGUGUUUUUGUGUAAACACUUUCUGGAUUUUAUUUCUUAAACUGGUAUCUGAGAAAUACUAACAAAGGUAGUUGCGGAUUUAAGCCAAAAAUGCCCGAUUCAAAACAUGUUCCUACUUUGGAGCAAAACUUGCAAAACCCCCUUUAGAACUCCCCCCAACUUCCAGUUUAGUUAAAGAACCCCCAGAUUUAUUUUAUUUUUGUGUUGGCCGCUUCAGACUAUAGAUUAUAAUAUCUAUUGUAGACCACUUGCAGGAAAUGUGCAGAAAUUACAUUUAUGAUAUCCAGCAUUGGCCAUUAUUUAAUAUUUUUCAAAGGGAAAAAAGACUUUUACAAUUAAUUUUUUAAAAUAUUAAACUAACAAAAAAU
Molecule: messenger RNA, 14679 nt
Organism: Pelobates cultripes (western spadefoot toad)
Lineage: Eukaryota; Metazoa; Chordata; Amphibia; Anura; Pelobatidae
Source: the annotation of a GenBank genome assembly